This is a messenger RNA of Oncorhynchus mykiss (rainbow trout), 2424 nucleotides long. Lineage: Eukaryota; Metazoa; Chordata; Actinopteri; Salmoniformes; Salmonidae. The record is from RefSeq and is a predicted model, not a curated record.
AUGGAGGGGCGUCUGAGAAAAACCAAUAGGGAAGACAAGCUCUUCACCAUGAACGUGUUUUUCAGCUGCCAUAGCAACAGGGAAACAGAUUUUGGUGUUUACAAUGAAGUAAAACAGAACAACACUACAGCGCAGCACAGUAACAGCAACAGCAACAGCAACAGCAACAGCAACAGUGACAGUGACAGCAACAGUAACAGUGACAGUAACAGUAAUAGUGACAGUAACAGUGACAGUAACAGUAACAGUGACAGUGACAGUAACAGUGACAGUAACAGUGACAGUAACAUUGACAGUAACAGUAACAGUAACAGCGACAGCGACAGUAACAGUGACAGUAACAGCGACAGCGACAGCGACAGCGACAGCAACAGUGACAGUGACAGUAACAGUAACAGUGACAGUAACAGUGACAGCGACAGCAACAGUGACAGUAACAGUGACAGCGACAGUGACAGUGACAGUAACAGUGACAGUAACAGUGACAGUGACAGUGACAGUAACAGUAACAGUGACAGUAACAGUGACAGUAACAGUGACAGCGACAGCGACAGCGACAGCAACAGUGACAGUGACAGUAACAGUAACAGUAACAGUGACAGUAACAUUGACAGUAACAGUAACAGUAACAGCGACAGCGACAGCGACAGCAACAGUGACAGUAACAGUAACAGUGACAGUGACAGUGACAGCGACAGCGACAGCGACAGUAACAGUAACAGUGACAGUUACAGUGACAGUAACAGUAACAGUAACAGUAACAGUGACAGUGACAGCGACAGCGACAGUAACAGUAACAGUAACAGUAACAGUAACAGCGACAGUGACAGUAACAGUAACAGUGACAGUAACAGUGACAGUGACUAAAAUAACAGUGACAGUAGCAGUGACAGUGACAGUGACAGUAACAGUGACAGUAACAGUAACAGUGACAAUGACAGUGACAGUAACAGUGACUGUGACAGUAACAGUGACAGUAACAGGAGCAGUAGCAGCAACAGUGACCGUAACAGUGACAGUGACAGAGACAGUAACAGUAACAGUAACAGUGACAGUGACAGUGACAGUGACAGUAACAGUGACAGUAACAGUGACUGUGACGGUAAAAGUGACAGUAACAGUAACAGUGACAGUAACAGGAGCAGUAGCAGUAACAGUGACAGUGACAGUAGCAGUAGCAGUAACAGUGACAGUAACAGUGACAAUAACAGUGACAGUAACAGUAACAGUGACAGUAACAGUGACAGUGACAGUAGCAGUAGCAGUAACAGUGACAGUGACAAUAACAGUGACAGUGACAGUAGCAGUAGCAGCAACAGUGACAGUGACAGUGACAGUAAUCAUGACAGUCACAGUAACAGUGACAGUGACAGUAGCAGAAGCAGUGGCAGGGACAGUAACAGUAACAGUGACAGUAGCAGUAGCAGUAACAGUGACAGUGACAAUAACAGUGACAGUGACAGUAGCAGUAGCAGUAGCAGCAACAGUGAGAGUGACAGUGACAGUAACCAUGACAGUCACAGUAACAGUGACAGUGACAGUAGCAGAAGCAGUGGCAGGGACAGUAACAGUGAUUGUGACCGUAGAAAAAGCAGUGACAGUGACAGUAACAGUGACUGUGACAGUAACAGUGACAGUAACAGUGACAGUAACGGUGACAGUAACAGUAACAGUAAUAGUAACAGUGACAGUAACAGUGACAGUGACAGUAACAGUGACAGUGACAGUAGCAGUGACAGUGACAAUAACAGUGACAGUGACAGUGACAGUAGCAGAAGCAGUGACAGUAACAGUGACAGUAACAGUAACAGUGACAGUAACAGUAACAGUGACAGUAACAGUAACAGUGACAGUGACGGUGACAGUAACAGUAACAGUAAUAGUAACAGUGACAGUAACAGUGACAGUGACAGUAACAGUGACAGUGACAGUAACAGUGACAGUGACAGUAGCAGUGACAGUAGCAGUGACAGUGACAGUGACAAUAACAGUGACAGUGACAGUAGCAGAAGCAGUGACAGUGACAGUAACAGUGAUUGUGACAGUAACAGUGACAGUGACAGUAACAGUGACAGUGACAGUAGCAGUAGCAGUAACAGUGACAGUGAUAAUAACAGUGAUUGUGACAGUAACAGUGACAGUGACAGUAACAGUGACAGUGACAGUAGCAGUAGCAGUAGCAGUAGCAGUAAAAGUGACAAUGACAAUAACAGUGACAGUGACAGUAGCAGAAGCAGUGACAGUGACAGUGAUUGUGACAGUAACAGUGACAGUGACAGUAACAGUGACAGUGACAGUGACAGUAGCAGUAGCAGUAGCAGUAACAGUGACAGUGACAGUGACAGUAGCAGAAGCAGUGACAGUAACAGUGACAUCCAUCGCUCAUUUGUUGACCUGCCCUCCUUUAUCCAGGGGCCCUUGUGA